This is a messenger RNA of Saccharomyces paradoxus, 1869 nucleotides long. RefSeq names its product spermine transporter (gene TPO3). Gene Ontology annotation, biological process: spermine transport; transmembrane transport. NCBI's taxonomy places the organism in Eukaryota, Fungi, Ascomycota, Saccharomycetes, Saccharomycetales, Saccharomycetaceae. The record is from RefSeq and is a predicted model, not a curated record. Gene Ontology annotation, cellular component: fungal-type vacuole membrane. Gene Ontology annotation, molecular function: spermine transmembrane transporter activity. Bases 1 to 1869 code for a protein of 622 amino acids. The transcript has a single exon.
AUGAACAGACAGGAAUCCAUAAAUUCGUUUAAUUCAGACGAAACAUCUUCGUUGUCUGAUGUAGAAAGUCAGCAGCCGCAACAAUAUAUUCCUUCAGAGAAUGGAUCUAAAUCCAAUAUGGCCCCUAAUCAACUGAAGUUGACUCGGACGGAAACCGUGAAAUCAUUGCAGGACAUGGGUGUGAGCUCCAAGGCCCCCGUCCCUGAUGUCAACGCUCCUCAAUCUAGCAAGAAUAAGAUUUUUCCUGAGGAAUAUACUUUAGAAACCCCUACAGGGUUGGUUCCUGUCGCUACUUUACAUUCCAUAGGUAGAACCUCUACUGCGAUCUCCCGUACGAGAACUAGGCAGAUUGAUGGUGCCUCUUCGCCCUCUUCUAAUGAAGAUGCUUUAGAAAGUGAUAACAAUGAAAAGGGUAAAGAAGGCGACUCUAGCGGUGCAAAUGACGAAGCGCCAGACCUAGACCCGGAGAUUGAAUUUGUUACUUUUGUCACUGGUGAUCCAGAAAACCCCCACAACUGGCCCGGAUGGAUUCGUUGGAGUUACACCGUUCUGCUGUCCAUUUUAGUUAUUUGCGUUGCCUACGGGUCCGCUUGCAUCAGUGGUGGGUUAGGAACCGUUGAAAAGAAGUACCAUGUUGGUAUGGAAGCCGCUAUUUUAUCAUGUUCUUUAAUGGUUAUUGGGUUCUCACUGGGCCCUUUGAUUUGGUCUCCUGUUAGUGAUCUUUACGGUAGAAGGGUCGCCUACUUUGUCUCUAUGGGUCUUUAUGUCAUCUUCAACAUUCCUUGCGCUUUAGCCCCCAAUUUAGGUUGUCUUUUAGCUUGUAGAUUUCUAUGUGGUGUUUGGUCAUCUUCAGGUCUAUGUCUAGUUGGUGGGUCUAUUGCCGAUAUGUUCCCAAGUGAAACAAGAGGUAAGGCCAUUGCCUUCUUUGCUUUUGCUCCUUAUGUUGGUCCCGUCGUUGGCCCAUUAGUUAACGGUUUUAUUUCCGUUUCUACCGGCCGUAUGGACCUGAUCUUUUGGGUAAAUAUGGCCUUUGCAGGUGUUAUGUGGAUCAUAUCCUCUGCUAUUCCAGAAACAUACGCUCCCGUCAUCUUAAAGAGAAAGGCCGCUAGAUUAAGAAAAGAGACUGGUAACCCUAAGAUUAUGACUGAACAAGAGGCCCAAGGUGUCAGUAUGAGUGAAAUGAUGAGAGCCUGUUUGUUAAGACCUCUAUACUUCGCUGUCACUGAACCUGUUCUGGUCGCCACUUGUUUCUAUGUGUGUUUGAUUUACUCUCUAUUAUAUGCGUUCUUUUUUGCCUUCCCUGUCAUUUUUGGUGAAUUAUAUGGCUACAAAGACAAUCUUGUGGGUUUAAUGUUUAUUCCUAUUGUUAUUGGUGCUCUUUGGGCAUUGGCUACAACUUUCUACUGUGAAAACAAGUACCUAAAAAUUGUCAAAGAGCGUAAACCUACUCCUGAAGAUCGUUUGUUGGGUGCCAAGAUCGGUGCUCCAUUUGCUGCCAUUGCUCUUUGGAUCUUGGGUGCCACCGCUUAUAAACAUAUUAUUUGGGUUGGCCCAGCUUCAGCUGGUUUAGCUUUUGGUUUCGGUAUGGUGUUGAUUUAUUAUUCAUUGAAUAAUUACAUUAUUGAUUGCUACGUCCAAUACGCAUCCAGUGCUUUGGCUACAAAGGUUUUCCUAAGAUCCGCUGGUGGUGCUGCCUUCCCAUUGUUCACCAUUCAAAUGUAUCACAAAUUGAACUUGCAUUGGGGCUCUUGGUUAUUAGCUUUCAUCUCUACUGCAAUGAUUGCUUUACCUUUUGCAUUUUCUUACUGGGGUAAAGGCUUGAGACAUAAGUUGUCCAAGAAAGAUUACUCUAUAGAUAGUAUUGAAUGA